AUGGUUGCCACCUGACAUGUCUGAGUUGAGGGUUGUUCUGCUGGGGAACUCAUGGUCUGAGAGGAGUUCAGUGGGGAACUUCAUAAUGAGAGAGACUGUGUUCAACACUGGAAAAGAAGCAGACCAAUGUGAGCAAGUCAGGAGACAAAUAAAGGAGAAAGACAUAGUUCUUAUCAACACUCCAGAUCUGCUGCAUCCCACCAUCUCUGCAGACAAACUGACAGAACAUCUGACAGACUGUGUGAGACUCUCUGAUCCUGGACCUCAUGUGUUCCUGUUGGUUCUCCAGCCUGAUGACUUCACAGAGGAAUAUAAACAGAGAUUCUGUAGAGUUCUUAAACGCUUCAGAGAUCAGUCAUUUGAGCAUUCACUGAUACUGAUAUCAACACCCAGAGAGCAGGGCUCAAGUAGUGUUAAAAUACAUUUGCAAAAUCAACCCUUAAAAGAGAUGAUCAGAGAAUGUAGAUACAGAUAUUUGGAGCUGGCAAACCUUGAACUUCCAGAGCUGUUGACCCGUUUCAGUCAAAUUGUGAAAGAACACAAUGGAGAGCAUGUCAUCUGUGAAGGGUUCAUGGAUGCCCCUGAUGAUAUACAAAGAAUACCAAAAAAGGAAACAAUGUCCAGAAUCGUGGAUGCUGUUAGAUCUUCUGCUCUUUUUACAGGUAUUUUUAGCUGGGCUAACAGGGUGACACCCCCUCCCUCAGGGGAAAUCAGAAUUCUGCUGCUGGGGAUAAAGGACGACAAAACAACAAAACUUGGAGACUUUAUCACCGGAAAAGAACAACACAGCUCAACCAUUAAAGCAAAGCUUUCCUCAGCCAAACAAAUGGUGCAGAGUGGAGAAUGGAGAGGAAAGCCUCUAACAGUUGUGAAAACUCCAGAUGUUUUCAGUGUUUCUUUGGAGAAGCGGAGAGAAGAGAUGAAGAAGGCUGUGAGUCUCUGUCCUCCUGGACCAAAUGUUGUGCUGCUGUUAGUGAAACCUUCUGAUUUCACUGAAGAGAACAGACAAACACUGAAGUUCAUCCUGAGUUUGUUUGGUCAAGAUGCUUUCAAACACUCAGUGGUCAUCAGCACACAUAAGGAGGAUAAAACAGAUGUCUCUUUUAGAAGACUCAUUAAAGACUGUGGAGAACACUACAGUAUGGCUGACAACAACCGUGAUGGAGAGGUGAGCGGACAUUGGGUUUCCCUGGUGGAGCUUCCUGCCCUGUAUGGAAAACCUCAGGAGGAGGUGAUGAAGGAAUCAUUCAGGUGUGUCUCUCUCAGUGAUCCUGAGGGCGUCCAUGCCUUCAUCCUGGUUCUACCUGUGGGUCCACUCACUGAUGAAGACAAAGGAGAGUUGGAGACCAUGAAGAACACAUUUGGGAGUCGAUUCAAUGACAUCACUGUGUUGCUGUUCACUGUUGAGUCAGAUCCCUCAGCUCCAGCUGUUGUUAACUUUCUAAAAGAAACCAAGUCCAUCCAGGAGCUUCUUCAGAGCUGUGGAGGAAGAUUUUGGUUCUAA
This is a messenger RNA of Labrus bergylta (ballan wrasse), 1504 nucleotides long. The record is from RefSeq and is a predicted model, not a curated record. NCBI's taxonomy places the organism in Eukaryota, Metazoa, Chordata, Actinopteri, Labriformes, Labridae.